AUGAUAAAAAACACAAAUGUUAAAAAUGGCACCUCUCUCGUGUGGCCGCUGGGGGCGCUGUGUCGUCUCAGACCCAGCGGUAGUGUCCCUGUGCUGUGUGCGCUCGGCGGGUCCUCUGCUCUUGCUUUAGCUUUAGCCUCUUCUCUCCGCUUUUAUCACCUUUUCACUCCACACAACUCAAACCCCUCAGAGAUGGGCGACAGUGAUGAUGAGCUAGAUCGUCGCCGUCGGGACAAAUUCCGAAGGGAGAGAGGCGACAUGGAGCGAUCGAGAGAGCGUGAGGAGAGGAGGCGGGACGACUGGCCCGAGAGAGACUGGGAUCGUGGCCGUGAGCGCAGGCGAGACUACGACCGAGGACGAAGAGAGCGCUUCUCUCCACCGCGGCACAUGAGCCCCCAGCACAAGCGCAUGCGGAGGGACUGGGACGACCACCGGGGGGAGCCAUACAGAUACGACCUGCCGUUUGUAGCUCCCCCGUUUCCAGGUCCACACUGGCCCCCGGAGCUGCCGCACAUGCCACCGCCACAUGGACAUCCCCUUCAGAGCAGGUUGGGUUUGAUGGAUCCAGACUUGCCUCCACCAGGCCCCCCGACCAUGAGGAGUUUCAAGGACUUCCUUCUGAACCUCGAAGACAACGUGGAUGAGACUGAGGCGGUGAAGCGUUACAAUCAGUACAAACUGGACUUCAGGCGGCAGCAGCUGCAGGACUUUUUCCUCUCGCACAAACAGCACGAGUGGUUCAGGUCCAAAUAUCACCCCGACGACAUCACAGCGCGAAAAGCAGAGACUCAGGCCGCGCUCAAGACACGGUUGGACGUCUUCCUCUUCCUGUUUGAAAACCACUGGAUGGACGACAUUGCACUGGACAUGGACCACGCCUCCAAGAUCAUCAAGCUCAUGGAUGCCGCUGUGAUAAAGAUGGAGGGGGGAACAGACCUGGACCUGCAAGUUUUGGAAACUCCUGUCUCCGUUGACAACGCUGGGGGCGGAGACAGCACUACAACAGAGGGCGGAGCUCCAGCAGAAUCGGGAAGUGAGAGCAAAGACUCGGAACAGGCGGGUCCCUCUGGAACCUCAGCAACCUCGGACGCCAAGGAGAAAGUGGCGGAGAGCAGCCCAGAGAGCAAGGAUUCAGACAAGAAGGAGGAGAAUGAAGAGCCCAAACAAAAUGGAGAGGAGGAAAAAAUGGAUGAAGAGAAGGAAGAACAGAAAGACAAAAACAAGGCCAAAAAGAAACGAGGUCGGAAGAGGAAACGCAGCGUCUCAGCCGACUCUGGAGAAGGAAGUGCGUCUGAAUCUGACUCUGACCCAUCAGAGAAGGAGCCGUCUGACAAGGACCAAUCAGAGCGCGAGGAGGACGAAGAGGAGGAGCCUGAUAGCGAGCGGCGAAAAGAGCGCAAAGAGAGGAGUAAGAAGGAGGAGGGGCCAGCUAAGCCACGCCCCCUUCACCUAACUACAUCACUGUUCAUCAGGACCAUCCCACCGGAGGUCUCCAAGGAGGAGCUCAGCAACUUGUGUCGCCGGUACUCUGGGUUCCUGCGUGUGGCGCUGUCUGACCCUCAGCCGGAGAGAAGAUUCUACCGCCGCUGUUGGGUGACGUUCAGCCGCAAUGUGAACAUUAAAGAGACCUGCUGGAACCUGCAGAACAUCCGGCUGAAGGAGGUGGACUUGGCUCCGGUGGUGAACAGAGACCUGUGCAGACGCGUGCGUAGCGUCAACGGCCUCACGCACCACAAACCUGUCAUCCGGAACGACAUCCGCCUCUCCGCCAAACUCAUACAUGCACUGGACCACAAGGGGGCACUCUGGAGCUCUGAGAUGGAGUCAAACCCGGUCUUGAAGAACAUCACAGAUUACCUGAUCGAGGAAGUGAGCGCGGAGGAGGAGGAGCUAACAGGUCUCUCCAAUGAGGCCAACGAGGCCAAAGACCCCUCAGAGGUCGCCCUGGAAACAGACGAGACGCUUCUAAAGGUGCUGGACCGGCUGCUGCUCUACCUGCGCCUCGUCCACUCUGUCGAUUAUUAUAACUUCUGUGAGUAUCCUGCGGAGGAUGAGAUGCCCCAUCGCUGUGGCCUCAUGCACGUGCGGGGCCCCCUGCCUGUCGGCAAGAUCACUGCAGCUGAAGUGUCAGAACAUGUGAAGAUGAGUGAGCAGCGCAUGGCUCCUCUGCUCUGUCUGUCCGAGAACGUGAGCGAAGAGGAGGCGGUCAGAUUGGGCAAGAAGGACCCAGAACAAGAGGUGGAGAAGUUCCUGACGGCGAACACUCAGGAGCUCAGCAAAGACAAGUGGCUCUGUCCUCUCAGCGGAAAGAAAUUCAAGGCGCCAGAGUUCGUCCGUAAGCACAUCCUGAACAAACACGGGGAUAAAGUCGAUGCUGUCAGACAAGAAGUGCAGUUCUUCAACAACUUCCUACUGGACCCCAAGAGACCCACCCUCCCCGAGAACAAGCCACUCCCCCCUCCAGCUCCUCCUGCAGCGAUGCAGCCGUUCCCAGGGCAGUCCCCGCAACAGCAGCAGCAGCAACAGCAGCAACAACAGAGCCUUCUGGGAUACCCUCCUGGAGUCCGGCCGCCGAUGCCCGCGUUCCCAGGCUCUGCUCCGUAUCCUGCUCAGUUUGGAGCAGGACGAGGAAACUACGACUCGUUCAGAGGAAAUCCUAGUUUUCAGAAUAAACCCAGAGGCUCCAGGGGGAUGAGAGGAGACCCGCGCAGUAUCAUCGAGUACAGAGACCUGGACGCUCCUGACGACCUAGAUUUUUUUUAA
Molecule: messenger RNA, 2763 nt
Organism: Knipowitschia caucasica
Lineage: Eukaryota; Metazoa; Chordata; Actinopteri; Gobiiformes; Gobiidae
Source: the annotation of a GenBank genome assembly